UUGCCUCAUUCCAGCAGCACAAGGAAAAACAAUCGCACACAAAAAUCGCUGAGAAACCCUAAUCGGAAAAUAUAUUUAGCUACUAUAUAAACCACCACAUUCGAACCAUCUUCUCCACCAAUCAGUUAUCAUUAAUCAAAGCAAUCGAAUCAUCUACCUCUCUCUCUCUCUUCUCACUCGCGAUUAAUCUCAUCAUUCUCGAUUUAAUUACUCUGUUGUUUUUGUGUUGUUAAUUUUAAUCCUUUUUUUUCGAAUUUUGUUUACUUGUGUUGAUUCUCUGUUUUGCAGGGUUCUUUUGUUUCUCUAAUUGUUUGAUUUUCCCGGUUUAUACGAAUAGAUUGUGUUUGUUUCUUUUUUUUUUCUGUGCUAACAAAUGGAAACAGGAAUGAUGAACUCAUCUGCAUCAUCGAGCAAGACUCGAUCGCGGUGCCCGCUUCAAGAACAGUUUCUGCAAAGAAGGAACUCCCAGGAAAAUUUGGAUCGGUUCAUACCAAAUAGAUCUGCAAUGGACUUCGAUUACGCCAACUACAUGCUCACGAAAGGUAAGGAAAAUCCAUCUGCAGCCUCUUCUCCAUCCAGAGAGGCGUACAGGAAGCAGUUGGCAGAAACUUUCAACAUGAACAGAACUCGAAUCUUGGCUUUCAAGAACAAACCGCCAACUUCAGUGGACCCCAUUCCGAGCGACUUUUCGACAGCCGCUCACCAAAUCAAAUCUGCCAAACCUCGAAGACACAUUCCCCAGACGUCCGAGAGAACAUUAGACGCCCCCGAAAUUAUGGAUGAUUAUUAUUUGAAUUUACUCGAUUGGGGCAGCAGCAAUGUUCUUUCAAUUGCUCUUGGACAAACAGUGUAUUUAUGGGAUGCUUCUGUGGGAGACACCUCGGAACUUGUUACAGUCGAUGAAGAAAGUGGUCCGAUCACAAGUGUCAAAUGGGCACCUGACGGACGACACAUUGCCGUCGGCCUUAACAAUUCCGAUGUUCAGCUUUGGGAUUCCACGUCUAAUAGACUUCUGAGAACUCUGAAAGGAGGACACGUGUCGCGUGUCGGUGCGAUGGACUGGAACAACCACAUCCUGACCACCGGUGGGAUGGACGGUCGGAUCGUGAACAACGACGUACGAGUGAGGGACCACGUAGUCGAAACUUACUCGGGCCAUCAUCAAGAAGUUUGCGGUCUUAAAUGGUCGGCUUCAGGGCAGCAGUUAGCUAGCGGCGGAAAUGACAAUCUCCUCCACAUAUGGGACAGGUCGAUGGCUUCUUCGAACGCUCCGACGCAGUGGCUCCACAGGCUCGAGGAGCACACGGCGGCUGUUAAGGCGCUUGCGUGGUGCCCCUUUCAGGCGAACUUGUUGGCUAGCGGCGGUGGUGGCGGUGACAGGUGUAUAAAGUUCUGGAACACGCAUACGGGUGCUUGUUUGAACUCGGUCGACACUGGCUCGCAGGUGUGUGCGCUUUUGUGGAACAAGAACGAGAGGGAACUGCUUAGCUCGCAUGGGUUCACGCAGAAUCAGCUCACUCUUUGGAAGUAUCCUUCCAUGGUGAAGAUGGCGGAGCUCACCGGGCAUACUUCUCGUGUUCUUUACAUGGCUCAGAGUCCAGAUGGAUGCACAGUUGCAUCUGCAGCAGGGGAUGAAACUCUGCGAUUCUGGAACGUGUUCGGUACGCCUGAAGUUGCUAAGCCUGCACCGAAGACAACUUCGGAACCAUUUGCUCACUUGAACCGAAUUAGAUAAAUGAUUUUUUGCUAUUGGAAGAAUGUUGUAGAUACUUAUACCAAAACUGAAGAAUUUUUUAAUUAUUAUUUUUUAAAUGAUUUCAGGAUUGAUGAUGAUGUAAAUUAUAUCAAUUGUAAUGGUUGUUUAGUCACUCCUCGUGACAAGAAGAGUUUCAUACUAUGAAUGAAUAAGAAUUGCUUUUAAUUUUUCA
This is a messenger RNA of Erythranthe guttata (spotted monkey flower), 1928 nucleotides long. RefSeq names its product cell division cycle 20.2, cofactor of APC complex. Gene Ontology annotation, cellular component: anaphase-promoting complex. Gene Ontology annotation, molecular function: protein binding; anaphase-promoting complex binding; ubiquitin ligase activator activity. The record is from RefSeq and is a predicted model, not a curated record. NCBI's taxonomy places the organism in Eukaryota, Viridiplantae, Streptophyta, Magnoliopsida, Lamiales, Phrymaceae. Gene Ontology annotation, biological process: positive regulation of anaphase-promoting complex-dependent catabolic process; anaphase-promoting complex-dependent catabolic process; positive regulation of ubiquitin protein ligase activity.